Messenger RNA from Caenorhabditis elegans, 1638 nucleotides. RefSeq lists its product as uncharacterized. Lineage: Eukaryota; Metazoa; Nematoda; Chromadorea; Rhabditida; Rhabditidae. Bases 201 to 1508 code for a protein of 435 amino acids. The transcript is spliced from 7 exons. The record is from RefSeq and is marked reviewed.
GAUUAUUAUCAAUGCUUAGACAAUAGGAGGCUAUACAAACUACAACAUCAUCUAUUAUUUUCUACCGGUCAGCAAGGUCAUACGGGCGGUUGACUUGAAGUGAAGACGUCGAGAAACCCUCUGCAGUAAUCAUUAUUUUGUUGCUAACUAACCUUAUCAGUUAAACUCAGUACUGCUUUGUCUUCUCAGCUUUUUUGACGAUGUUUCGUCAACUACUUCCAUUCCUCAUUUUAUUGAUUUGGAGAAGUGAAGCUCGACCUCAGGAUGGAGGUGAACCAAUUCCAAUUUCAAAAGACACAUCACCUGGAAGACCAGUUUAUAAUCAUUCUCCAAGUGAAUUCGCACGGGGACAAGUAGAACAGACAACCCAAAAACCUAGAAGAAGGCAUAGACAUCGGCGUCCAAGUUACGAUGAUGCUUACGAGAGACAGAUGGAACAAUGGAGACAACAGAGAAAAGAAGCGAAUAAGGCUCGACAGGCUGCUUCAGACCAAUAUUAUCAGGAUUAUUUCGAUCGAAUGAAGCAGUAUGCAAUUAAUACACAUGUUAGUCGUUAUAACCAACUUCUUGCUCAACAAGAAAAGGAAAAACAACGAUUUGCACAAAAUAUGGAAGAAUUUGGAUUGAGGAGCUCUGCUCUUGGAGUUGAUCGAGCUGAUAUUGAUAACAGUGAAGUAUCUCAGAGACCAAGUUCACCAUUUGGAGGUAUAACUGAUAAGUCACAGAUUGAUCAGAAGGCAAAGGCAGCUGAUGUUCGAGGAAUGAUUGUGAAUAGACCACCAUCAGCAAUUGAACCACGUCCAGAAGAUGCAGAUGUACACAGAAAAGCUUUACACUUGGAAGCACUGUGCAAUCGAUUUUUACCAACUGUCAGGAAGCAUUGUUUCGGUGGGAAUAAGACAGAGGAAAAGUAUGGAAGCAAAUGUAAGGGAUACUUCCAUGAUUGUCAACGAUUCCUUCCAAAGUCAGAUCCACUUUAUAAUAUUGCAUAUGCAUUUGAUUCAAAUGUAGGUCUCAACUUGGGAACAUGGAGUGUGAAAGGAAUUCCGUACUAUCCAAUUAACGAAGAAGGAGCAAUUGGAGCAGGAAGGCUCAUGAAUGUUCCAUUUGGUUCAUGGGGAGGAGGUUAUUCCGAUCAUAUUGGUGUAAGAGACUAUUGGUCACAAUAUCAAGAAAUCGGAGCAAAUUGGUAUGAAGGAAAAUAUGGAUAUAAGUCUGGAUGGAGUGUUCCACUUGUACAAUCACUUGGUAUUGAAGGAGACACACAUGCUGUUGUGAGUGUUCCCCUUAAACCUGGAGAGGCUGGAAAACCAAUUGGCGUAGAUGUUGGAGGUGGAGUUGGACCUUAUUAUCAACAGAAUCAACACGUUGGAGUUGAUUAUCUAAAUGGUCAAGUUGGUACAAACUUUGGAGUUGGUGUUCCGAUGGCUGGUGUUGGGGUGAAUACAGGUGUUGGUGUAACAUUCCCAGGAGUCAAUGAUAUUGUUGGGAAGAAGAAAAGGAAAUAAUAAUCUUCAAGAGAAUUUGUGGAAAAAGAAAAAAACGGUUUAUUCACAUAUGAUAUUCAGGAAACAAAAUACGAUAAAACUAAUACGAUCUACUUAAUCUUACCAGUGAAUAAAUAAUUCUUUAAAUUUU